This is a messenger RNA of Angiostrongylus costaricensis, 1029 nucleotides long. The record is from the annotation of a GenBank genome assembly. NCBI's taxonomy places the organism in Eukaryota, Metazoa, Nematoda, Chromadorea, Rhabditida, Metastrongylidae.
AUGGCAACGGUGCCCUGCGGGCAAUCGGCGCGCGCGCCGGGGGCGGAGCGCCGCGGCGCAGCCCGCCCGCGCGGCGGUCGCCCGUCGCCUGGACAUUUUACCUGCCGCGCCGCUCGUGAGAUGGACGGUGGCGGCAAGAUGGCAGCUGCCAUCUCCAUGGAAUCGCUGAAUUCCGUCAGUACCGAGUCCUGCUCUCAGGUUCGGACGCUAUUCGUCUCUGGUUUGCCAAUGGAUGCGAAACCUCGCGAACUGUAUCUGCUGUUCCGUGCCUAUCGCGGUUACGAGAGCUCGUUAUUGAAAAUGACAGCGAAGAAUGGUAAGCCUACGUCGCCUGUGGGAUUCGUCACGUUUCAAACGAGCAGGGACGCGGAUGAUGCUCGUAAGGCGCUACAGGGUGUGCGGUUCGAUCCCGACUGUGCUCAGGUCCUGCGUCUCGAGCUGGCCAAGUCGAACACCAAGGUAUCACGACCGAAACAAUCGCCACCUCCGGUUAUUCCAAUCGCUACUCCCUCACUGCAGGCUAUGCCACAAUUCCUCGCACCACUGCAGCCUGCUGAUACAAUUGUGCUCGAUCAGCAUCCUCUGCUACUGGACCAACAUCAGCUAUUUUCCCUCACUUUACCGCGAUUUCCCGCUUCUGCUGCUACUCAGUCGUUACCUCUCGCUGGUAUUCUGCCAUCAGAUGGCAGCUAUCAUCAGAAUGCUGCUCUAUUCCAGGCGGCACUCGGACUUGGUUCGGCUGCACACAAUGCGGCUGCACUUCAAGGAUGUUCGACGUUAUUUGUUGCGAAUUUGAGUCCUGGUGUGACGGAGGACGAGUUGCGAUCUGUAUUCAAGGCGUUCGCCGGCUUUACACGUCUACGAAUGCACACGAAAAACGGUUCUUCGGUAGCUUUCAUCGAGUACUCGUCAUUAGCGUCAGCAACAAGUGCGAUGAUGGCACUUCAGGGAUUCCAUUUAGGAUCAUCCGAACGUGGUGGCCUACGGAUUGAGUACGCCCGAAACAAAAUGGCCGACGUGAAUGGCUGA